AUGGGCUGCUCCAGCAGCGCCCUCAACAAGGCCGGGGACGGCAACAGGCUCCGCAGCGGUGAGACAGGAGAAAAAGUUGAAACAGAGAUGGAGGAUGAGAAAGUAAGUGAAGGGACUGGAACAAAAGAAGAAGAAACAGGGGAAGCUGUGGACCUUUCAGCAGCCAUGUAGAUGGAUGUGGUAGCAGAAAGAUGAAUAGGCAAAGGUGUUGUGAUAGAAAAUGUAGUGAAGUGUGUGACUUCGGAUCUGAUUGUGUCUAUAAAUGUCUAUUUGUUUUAUA
Messenger RNA from Prionailurus viverrinus (fishing cat), 280 nucleotides. It is a transcript of the gene ERICH5, whose product is annotated as glutamate rich 5. The transcript has 2 exons. Bases 1 to 171 code for a protein of 56 amino acids. NCBI's taxonomy places the organism in Eukaryota, Metazoa, Chordata, Mammalia, Carnivora, Felidae. The record is from RefSeq and is a predicted model, not a curated record.